Molecule: messenger RNA, 549 nt
Organism: Helianthus annuus (common sunflower)
Lineage: Eukaryota; Viridiplantae; Streptophyta; Magnoliopsida; Asterales; Asteraceae
Product: phospholipid scramblase 1-like
Exons: 1
Coding region: 1-549 (182 amino acids)
Source: RefSeq, a predicted model, not a curated record
AUGUCCGUGCGAGGUGGAGUUCGGAUUAGUACUCCCCAGCCAUCAAGUGGCAGCCACUACCCGCCACUUCAGGAGGAAGAGGACCCGCAGAUGGGUGGUCCAACAAGCCCUAUACCAGAUGUCAACUCAGUACCUGUGGUACCACCUUUUGGUUUCGAUAACCCAAUUUCUGCAUAUGCUGGGUCAGCGGCAUACAAGCCCUUCGAGCAGCCGGCGCACACCCACUACAACUACAACUACAACUACGGUUAUGCAGAGGUAGGUCCGUAUCAGGUAGCUCGGGAUUACAAUGCCCUUCACCCUGAAGGACCAUACGGAGGGCCAUGGACUACUGGUUACCCGACUUAUGGGUACCAGCAUCAGCCACCUCCUCCACCGGUGUACCAGCCGCCACAACCACAGAUAAUUCCUCCAGAACGCCAGCAAGAAGUCCUUGAGAGACUAGACCGUUGUGAACGGGAAAUUCAGACUGAGCGCAGACACAACAGAGGAUUCUUCAAAGGACUAUCAGAUCUGAUCAAGGGAAAGUCCAAAAGGAGGGACUAUUGA